AUGAGUUUAAAGAUGUUACCUAUUUAGCUUUAUCUAGGCCCAUGGCAUUGACCUAUAAACAAUUUUGUAGUUUCCCUUACCACCCUAUAUAAAAGUGUCUCUUCAGUGGCAGAGCCACUUAGCAAAAUGUAUGUUAGUAGGACAGUUUGUUUCUUGGUAAUUUUGAUAAUUAGAAACAGUGUCGGGUUUUAUUUUUCAUCGUCUUCAGAAACGGGACUCAAUGCGGUGAAUAAGGCGCCACGGUGGAACGUGCCUUGGCUCGGCAUCGGGAUGUGGUGCAACGGCUGCCCGCCUAAGAGCUGUGAAGAUGACGAGGCCAUCAUCCACGGGUACUGCUGCGGCUGCGCCUACGCAUCAGAUCGUCUACCAGUGAUGUGUCCCCAGUUCCUGCAGUGCCCCCUGAACCUUCACGGGCUCUGCCACGACUACGAGUACAUGAUGAGGUGCUGCUGUUAAUAACCAAGGACAAACUAGCUGCUAGUUUUAUAAUGUAGAAUAGUAGCCAGUUUUACAGUAUUGAUUACUAGUAUUUUCAACGGGUAUUGCAACCUAUGAAAUCAAAAAUCAUAACAGAUAGACAAAAUAGUGACAUUGGCCAUAACAAUUAUCCCGUAAAAAAUCUACCCAGUGCCUAACGAAGAAUGUAACAAUUAAUUUAAUUUUGUCCAGUACAUAUGUUAUUAUAAGUUAGCUCUGAUACCUACCCAAGAUGUGUUUAUGGAAAAGAUUUAAUUAAAAGUGAGUCAAGACUCAAGACUGAUAUUAUAAUUUAUUUUAUGGAAAAUAGAGAGGACUAGGU
Molecule: messenger RNA, 799 nt
Organism: Ostrinia furnacalis (Asian corn borer)
Lineage: Eukaryota; Metazoa; Arthropoda; Insecta; Lepidoptera; Crambidae
Exons: 3
Coding region: 127-456 (109 amino acids)
Source: RefSeq, a predicted model, not a curated record